AUGGCGCCCAGCUCGAAAUCGGAGCGGGGCGGCCCGGGGGGAAAGCGGGGCCCGGCGGGGGCGGCGGGUGGGUCCUCGGCCGGGCCGGGCCCGCGGGGCCGCCGCGAGCACGUCGUGAGGCAGCUCGACCGCGUCAAGCUCAGCGGGCAGCUCUCGCCCCGGCUCUUCCGCAAGCUGCCCCCGCGGGUCUGCGUCUCCCUGAAGAGCAUCGUGGACGAGGACUUGCUGUGCGCAGGGCACAUCUUCCUCGGCUUCUCCAAGUGCGGCCGCUACGUCCUCUCCUACACCAGCAACAGCGGCGACGACGACUUCUCCUUCUACAUCUACCAUCUCUACUGGUGGGAGUUCAACGUCCACAGCAAGCUCAAGCUGGUGCGGCAGGUUCGGCUCUUCCAGGACGAGGAGAUCUACAGCGACCUGUACCUGACGGUCUGCGAGUGGCCCAGCGACUCCUCCAAAGUCAUCGUCUUCGGCUUCAACACCCGCUCCGCUAACGGCCUCCUCGUCAACAUGAUGAUGAUGAGCGACGAGAACCACCGCGACAUUUACAUCAGCGCGGUGGCCAUGCCGCCUCCCAGGCACUGCCCCGGCUGCCGGGACGUGGCCCUCGCCCACCCCGGCGACCGGCAGGCGCACUGCCUGCGGCACGGCUUCAUGCUGCACACCAAGUACCAGGUGGUCUACCCCUUCCCCACCUUCCAGCCCGCCUUCCAGCUGAAGAAGGACCAGGUCGUCCUGCUCAACACCAGCUACUCCCUCGUGGCCUGCGCCGUCGCCGUCCACGCCGCAGGCGACAGCUGCCAAAUCCUCUACGAGCGCCGCAGCCCGCCGGCGCCCUGCCGCCGGGCAGGAUGCGUCCCGCCGCGGCCGGAGGAGCCGGGGGAGCGGGAGGGGGCGGCGGCGCAGCCCCUGGCGGGGCGGGGGGCGCCGGGGGGGGACGGGCAGGGCCGGGGGGGCGCGGGGCUCUCCCCCGCCGUGGCCAAAGCCAAAGAGUUCGUGGCCGACAUCUUCCGGCGCGCCAAGGAGGCCACGGGCCCCCCCGGUGAGCCCCCGCCCGCGCCCGGCCCCCCCUGCGCCCCCCCCGCGCCCCCCCCCGAGCCCGGCUACGUCAACUACACCAAACUGCGCUACGUGCUGGAGCCCGGCGAGCCCACCGCGCCCGAGGAGGAGUACGAGGACGACAAGAUCUCGCUGCCCUUCGUGGUCACCGACCUGCGCGGCCGCAGCCUGAAGCCGCUGAAGGAGCGGGGCGACGCCCAGGGGCAGCACCUGACGGUGGAGCAGCUGACGCUGGACUUCGAGUACGUCAUCAACGAGGUGAUCCGUAACGACGCCGCCUGGUCCCGCCAGUUCUGCUCCUUCAGCGACUACGACAUCGUCAUCCUCGAGGUCUGCCCCGAGACCAACCAGGUCAUCAUCAACAUCGGGCUGCUGCUCCUGGCCUUCCCCUCGCCCGACGAGGAGGGACAGCUUCGACCAAAGACCUACCACACCAGCCUGAAGGUCGCCUGGGACCUCAACACCGGCACCUUCGCCACCGUCAGCGUGGGGGAGCUCACCGAGGUCAAGGGACAGACGAGCGGCAGCGUCUGGAGUUCGUACCGCAAAGGCUGCGUGGACACGGUGAUGAAGUGGCUCGUCCCCGAGAGCAGCGGCCGCUACGUCAACAGGAUGACCAACGAGGCGCUGCACAAAGGCUGCUCCCUGAAGGUGCUGGCAGACAACGAGCGCUACACC
Gavia stellata (red-throated loon) is the source of this 1737-nucleotide messenger RNA. It is a transcript of the gene DCAF15, whose product is annotated as DDB1 and CUL4 associated factor 15. Gene Ontology annotation, cellular component: Cul4-RING E3 ubiquitin ligase complex. Gene Ontology annotation, biological process: protein ubiquitination. The record is from RefSeq and is a predicted model, not a curated record. NCBI's taxonomy places the organism in Eukaryota, Metazoa, Chordata, Aves, Gaviiformes, Gaviidae.